UUGUUUUCUGGCUCCUUGUGGGUCUUUUUUUCAGUCACCAAAGGAUGCUUAGUACUUCAAAGGGGAUUUUGGAGCAGAAUGUGCAGUGUUGGGACUGAUUGUGCCAUCUAUUCAAUGAAGAAUCUUGCAAGUGAAGAAGUGGGGAAGCAGCAGCAGAAGUGAAGAGCCGGCUGUGGCAGAGUCUGAGACUCGGGGAAAAAUCACCCUCAUGCCACUUGUAAAUAACAAAGUGGGUGAUGAUUGCUUGGUCGGCACAGACAAGGCUUUGGCUGAUGGCAAAGCUCUGGUGGACUCUUUAACAAAGGUGGUGGCGUGUUACAGACACUUGGCCUUGUGCGUUGGAACCUGCACAGACAGCUUACAGCUGCGAGAUGAACUACGGCAAACACGAGAAAAGGCCCAAAAUUUGGCUUCAGCCAUCUGUCUUCAUCUGACAUCAUAUCUGAGGGACAAGAGCCUGCCUGAGCAGCAACGGAAGGAGAUGGAGCUCCUGUGGGUGGCUUUCUCCUCCAGUCUAGAGCUGCUUCACGCUGAUAUGCGCAAAGUCUUCAACAUGGGAGACGUUUUCUCUCUAGCCAACAGCGCUGCUUUGGUGCAAACUGGCAUACAAGGUGGAGGCAGUGAAGUAGCAGCUCGGGCGCUCAGUCUACCAGACCUGAACCAGGCUCAGGCUUCGUCUCUUCCUGCUGCACUGGAGAGCCAGGAACACAAUGUCAUAGAGCAUGAGAUCAAACAAAUUGACCAUAUGAUCAAUGUCAUGGAGAUGAAAGUCAAUGUGCUGCGCUGGAUGGUGGAGCCCCGUGGGCCACAGUAUGCCGACCCUCUCAGCAGCACCGAUAGCGCCUCGCUGGCUCUGCCGUCCAUCGAUGAGGAGCAGUCUGGACCCCAGCCUCUGUGCCAGCGCAGUCACAUCUUUGUGCUCUUACUGCUGUGUGCUGUUGUUCUGGUGGCAGCUCUACUGUCUGUCAGUAUCGUAUUUUUCUCUUGA
Molecule: messenger RNA, 988 nt
Organism: Thalassophryne amazonica
Lineage: Eukaryota; Metazoa; Chordata; Actinopteri; Batrachoidiformes; Batrachoididae
Gene: rgs9bp
Product: regulator of G protein signaling 9 binding protein
Exons: 3
Coding region: 209-988 (259 amino acids)
Biological process (GO): G protein-coupled receptor signaling pathway
Cellular component (GO): neuron projection
Source: RefSeq, a predicted model, not a curated record